Limanda limanda (common dab) is the source of this 1635-nucleotide messenger RNA. RefSeq names its product spermatogenesis associated 1 (gene spata1). Bases 1 to 1626 code for a protein of 541 amino acids. The transcript has 12 exons. NCBI's taxonomy places the organism in Eukaryota, Metazoa, Chordata, Actinopteri, Pleuronectiformes, Pleuronectidae. The record is from RefSeq and is a predicted model, not a curated record.
AUGGAGCUGUCGUGUGAGUCCAUCAGUUAUCCAGGGAACAGAAGACCGGUCAGUUGCAAGUUUGUGGAGCUCCAUGUGCUGUAUGUGCCAGACGACCAGUGGAACGUGAAGCUCAAUAAAGUACCAGCUGAAGCCAUAGAGAGCUUCAUAUCUGCAGGCUUCAUCAGGGUUUAUCCAGAUGUCACCCUGAGAAGUCUAAGGAGCGAGCUGGGCACUCUGCUUGGCCAAGAGAGGAGCAUCAACAAAUUCUCCUUCCUGAAAUGUGUGGGCCGCAGUCUUGCACUGGUUAAAAGCAAACAGGAGAGGGAUCUGAAAGUGAAAACAUUUGCUCCACCAUAUGCCCCACAGCCGGAGCUCUACCUGCUCCCCACUGUGGAGAGCAGCAGCAGCGCCUGUUCCCUCAGCCCGGACACCAGCAGCAGCUCCCCGGACCCCCCCACCUAUCACCACCCUCCCAAGACAUGCAGCCUGCCAACCAGGACAAAGGAGGCUGUUAAAUUCCCCCUCAUCCCCCAGUGUUCCCAUCAGCCACCUCCCACCCUAAGCCUGGAAGAACAGGAGGAGGAGGAUGAAGAGGAAGAGGAAGAGGGGGAGGAGGAGGAAGAGGAAGAGGAAGAGGAAGAGGAGCACAGCUACAGUUCUUCAGAGGGAGAUGGAGAACAUGAAGAGGAGGCUCUGUCUGCCAACAAGCCUGAGUGCACAGAGCAGUGUUGUCCAAGCAAGGCUCAGAGUCAAAGGGCACCGCAGACGGUGUCACUGAGUAAAGUUUCACAGCGACGUGAAGCCGAUUCAGUUCAGGCCAAGGAGCUGCCAGAAAAAGACAAAGAAACUUGCAGGAAGAAGAAACAGCACCAGAGAAAAGUGGCAAGAGAUUCAGGAGUGGCAGAGUCGCUGGAGGACGGAGAUUCAGGCUUCUCGUUCACAGACGGGGUUGGGAAAUCAAAAGAUGUAGGCACGCUUAAAUCAUCAAGCAGGGCGACAGAAAGUCCUGCUGUGUCGUCUUGGCCCGUCCGCUGCUCCUCUCCGCCUCCAGGGCUGCACAUGGCCUUGUUGACCCAUAAACCUGCUGCUCCCCCAGUCUUCCAGACAAACAGAGAGGAGCUGAUCGAGGAGAUCAAGCUGGUGAGGGAGGAGAGGAGGCAGCUGGAGUGGACGAGGCAGGAGCUGCUGAGGAAGGGAAAAGAUUUACUGGCCCAGAACAGACACAGGAGGAACCAAGCCCGGGACAGUUGGAAAAAGAAGUAUUUUGAAACCAAGAAGGCCACAGCGCCACUGGAGGACAGCCUGAGAAAGUUACGACAGGAGCUGGAGACGUUUUACAACAAACUCUUGCACCAGCUCCAGGCCAGAGAUAACAGAGGGAAGCCAAGACGCCAAGGCAGAUCCUCCAUCAAGAAUGAGCUGAUCAUUCAGAUCAUGACAGAGAGCCACGAGAUUGACAACUUGAAGAGAAACGUAGAAGAUGCCAAGAUGAAGCUGGUGACGGAGAUAAAGCUGAGGAAACAGGCUGCCACAGAGCUGAGGGCCCUGAAGGCCGAACUGGCCCAGAAGAAAAGUCAGUCGUCUCAUCUUGGCUUCGGAAAUAUGACACGUGACAGACCACAAGUUCAAAACACCUCUAUCUGAUUCACUUUA